AUUCUUACUUUAAGAAGUUUAUAUGAACAAUUAUUUUAUUUUACAACACCGAAUGAACAUAACCAAUUUAAAAUGGAUUCUGGAUUAUAUACUCUCAUGUUUAAAACAUUACAAUUUAAUAAUAUCAAACAAGAUACUACAUCACCAAUUAUUAAACUAUUCACUGAUCCACUAGCCUAUAGUCCAUAUACAGUUGAACAAUGGCAAUCCGCCAUACAUUUAAUCGAUGCACGUCUACGACCAAUCGAAGAAUGUGCAGCGACUAGAUUUCUAAUUAGAAUAAGAAGUUUAUCAAAUAAAGUUGAUU
Schistosoma turkestanicum is the source of this 307-nucleotide messenger RNA. NCBI's taxonomy places the organism in Eukaryota, Metazoa, Platyhelminthes, Trematoda, Strigeidida, Schistosomatidae. The record is from the annotation of a GenBank genome assembly.